Oncorhynchus keta (chum salmon) is the source of this 5727-nucleotide messenger RNA. Its product is annotated as MAP/microtubule affinity-regulating kinase 4-like. The record is from RefSeq and is a predicted model, not a curated record. Gene Ontology annotation, molecular function: protein binding; tau-protein kinase activity; ATP binding. Gene Ontology annotation, cellular component: cytoplasm. Gene Ontology annotation, biological process: microtubule cytoskeleton organization; intracellular signal transduction; protein phosphorylation. The transcript has 17 exons. The coding region runs from base 954 to 3230 and encodes 758 amino acids. NCBI's taxonomy places the organism in Eukaryota, Metazoa, Chordata, Actinopteri, Salmoniformes, Salmonidae.
GAGCCACCGACGCAGCCCUGCCUAUUAUUUCUCUUGAGGUUCUUCCCUCUUGCUCUUGUCAUACAGUUUGGAGAUGCCGUUUUCUGUAGGCAAAUGUUACAACUGAUAGUUAUGUAGGAUAUCUGCGAGAGUAAAAGUUAAAUCAUUUUUCGAACGUUGAGUGUUAUUCGACGGCUACUUUUUCAGGAAGUGGUCCAUCACGUGCAGAAAGAGAAAGGGGGUAACAGUACAUUCGCCGAUGCUCUAUCCGCAAUUGUCAUGUCGUUGUAUUGUUUCUUUUGACGGUUAAUUAUUUAUUAAUUAACUAUGAAAUGUGGGCUGGCAAUUAGGCUUAAGUCGUUCAGUGUUUUGCCUUGGGAGUGGUUGGUUUUGCGAGCAUUAUUUGGCACCCCCCCAAAAAUACAUAUUUUUCAACGACAGACAUCCACCCAUGGUCGUGGUACGCGCAGGCUACCUGACCAAUGUUUUUUGUUUUGACAAUUGUUUUUUUAUCGGAUAUAACAAACUGCUCUGUUCCUGACAUACACCCACAUUCAUCACUGGAAACACAGAAUUGCUUUAAAAAAUGUUAGUAUAGUAAUGGUGCGAUAGUGACAAGAAACCUAUUUUGGGUUCAUUUUAUUUCCAGAAUGAGGUACAUCAUUGAUGCCUUUCUUCACAUGAAUAAUCAACCAAACAUGAAGUGGAUAGCCUAGAAGGCUAUUCGGACAGUUUUCUAGACAAUUGUCGUGUUCGGUGCUUUUUACAAUGAAAAUGAGUAUUUGAGGAUACAAUUCUGUCUCACUGCUCUCGAACCUGGGGUUGCGGGUAGGAAAGGCGGCUAUUGCCUUGAACACUGGCUAGGCGGUGGAGCUGCCAAUGUCGACCGUUAUCUUCGGUAGAAUAUAAUCUUGUAUAUAACUGUUACCUACAUAAAAACCAAGUAGCCUAAUAGAAAGGAUACCUCAGGGACAAUGUCUUCUCGUGCAGCACUACCUGGGAACGAGCGGAAAUCGGACCUCCAUACCUCUCUCUCGACGAGCCGCUCGGAGAAGAGCACUGGUUGGUCGAGCAGAUCACUCGGAGCACGAUGCCGGAACUCUAUCGCCUCGUGUUCGGACGAGCAGCCGCACAUCGGCAACUACCGUCUGCUCAAGACCAUCGGCAAGGGCAACUUCGCCAAGGUCAAACUGGCCAGGCAUAUCUUGACGGGCAAAGAGGUUGCAAUAAAGAUCAUUGACAAAAAUCAGCUCAACCCGACCAGCCUACAGAAGCUCUUCAGAGAGGUACGCAUCAUGAAAGGCCUCAACCACCCAAAUAUCGUGCAGCUGUUUGAGGUGAUCGAGACAGAGAAUACACUCUAUCUGAUAAUGGAGUACGCCAGUGGGGGUGAAGUGUUUGACUACCUCGUGUCCCAUGGGAGAAUGAAAGAGAAAGAGGCGCGGGCCAAAUUCCGUCAGAUUGUGUCUGCUGUACACUACUGUCACCUGAAGAACAUUGUUCACAGGGACCUUAAAGCUGAGAACCUCUUGCUGGAUGCCGACUCCAACAUCAAAAUCGCAGACUUUGGCUUCAGUAACGAGUUCACCAUGGGCAACAAGCUGGACACGUUCUGUGGCUCCCCUCCCUAUGCCGCUCCGGAACUGUUCCAGGGGAAGAAGUACGACGGUCCUGAGGUGGACAUCUGGAGCCUGGGGGUCAUCCUCUACACACUGGUCAGCGGAUCACUGCCCUUCGACGGGCAGAACCUCAAGGAGCUGCGGGAGCGUGUUCUGCGGGGGAAGUACCGCGUGCCCUUCUACAUGUCCACCGACUGCGAGGGCAUCCUGCGCAGGUUCCUGGUGCUCAACCCCACCAAACGCUGCACCCUGGAGCAAAUCAUGAACGACAAGUGGAUUAACUCUGGCUACGACGGAGAAGAACUGAAGGCUCAUAUAGAGCCCCUGGAGGACCAUAAUGAUGGCAGCCGCAUCGAGGUGAUGGUGGGGAUGGGUUACACCCGUGAUGACAUCAAGGACGCUCUGACCACUCGGAAGUACAACGAGGUCACCGCCACCUACCUGUUACUGGGACGCAUGAAUGAGGUGGAGGGCAGUGAGUCUCGGUCAACCAGCAGUCUGAGCCUGGCGCGGGUACGGCCCAGCACCGUCACCAACGGCACCAGUAAACACUCUACCUCCUCCACCACCUCCGCCUCCUCCUCCCACAGCAAGACCACCCAGCGCAGCGCCUCCACCUACCACCCCCGCAGGAGGCACAGUGACUUCUGCGGUCCAGCAGCGCCCCCAUCCCACCCCAAGCGUAGCCCCAGCAGCGUGGCGGGGGCAGACAGGGAGCUGAAGGAGGAGGGGGGGCGCAUGGCGUCCCGUAAGGUCAGCAGCAGUGUGGUGGGCAGCCGUUCCAUCCAGCCCCCCUCCAGCCCCAUGGUCAGCAGCGCCAACAACCCCAACCAGUCAGAGAUUCCCGACCGCCGCAAGGAGAUUAACACCGCCACGAACAACGUCCCAGCAAGUGCCAUGAUCCGCCGGAACACAUACGUGUGCACCACGGACCGGAACAGCACAGACAGGCCCUCCCUGCUGCAGAACGGCAAGGAGAACAGCUCCAUGUCCCACCGGCUGCCCCCGGCCUCACCCUCCACCCACAGCAUCGCUGGGGCCUCGGGGACCUCCUCCUCUUCAGGCUCCCGCCUCACCCGGGGCUCCAGCAUCCGCAGCACCUUCCACGGGGGCCAGCUGAGGGACCGGCGGCCUCCCUCCCAUGCACCCCCCACCUCCCCCACUCUGUCCCACGACGCCAGCCCCCUGCCGCACGCACGUACCCGCGCCACCUCCAACCUGUUCAGCAAGCUCACCUCCAAGCUCACGCGCAGGGUCACAGACGAACCUGAGAGAGUCUGCAGAUCUCCGGUCACAAGUCGCCAUCUACCUGGGCAUCAAAAAGCGGCAGAGCCCCGGACCCCCCGAUGCGGCUGGGAUGUGAGGGUGCGGAGCCCGCGGGACCCGGCAGAGGUGGUGCUGGCGCUGCGCGAGGCGGCCCAGGGCUGCGGCUGCCAGGUCCACCUGGCUGGGCCCUUCCUGCUCUCCUGCACCCACGGGGCGGCUGGCUCACGCGUGGCCUUCGAGGCUGAUGUGUGCCAGCUGCCCGCAGGCCCCGCCGAGACCAGCGGCGUGCGCUUCAAACGGCUGUGGGGGGCGCCGCUCGCCUUCCGGGACAUCGCCACAAAAGUGUCCAAGGAGCUGGAGCUCUGAGGGCGACAGGGGGUGGGGCAGAGGGCUUCUACACUGGACAGACUGACUGAGGGGGCGGGAGAAGGAGACGGGCAGAACCCGCUACCCCCACUGCCAACCUCGCCUCACCCCCGCCAAAGACCCGCUUCUGGUGCCACACUGACACACAGGCACGGAUGGUCCGGGCCCGCCACUCACAGACCUAUGACCUACAAACCCUGCUAAGGCACCUCAAUAUUAUGUGAAUCUACGGAGUCAAGCAGUUAUUUUUUAAUUCCAUAUUUGCAGAUGAAAAUAUUUUUCGUCAAUGUCGUUAUGAUUAUAUUUGUUGUCGUUCCUUUUUAACAGCUGCUAUUUAAAAGUUUUUUUCAUUUAGUUUUUCUUGUUUUCGCUUCAAUGAGUGAUUGACGCAGACUAAAUGCAUAUUUAAGAAACAAGGGACCAGCCCUUUCCUAGACAGACCUCCAGGCUAUAGAGCAGGGGUGUCAAACUCAUUUUACCCUGGAGGCCGCAUUCGGUCUUCAACGAGGUCCGGAGGGCUGCACUGAAAAUGUGACAUAUUUCUUCGCAGUCAAUUUUCCAAAAAUAGUCCUCUACCCAUAGUUUUUUUUAAAUGAUUAUGCUCUAGCUUUAGACUGCCUAGCUUUAUUUGGGAGAUUAUUAACAAGCUGGACACAGUCAAUAAACUGUAUGAAUGUAGGUCCAUUAUCUUAUCAUUUCUACACAGUUUCAAUUUGGUUGUAGUUAUUUUAAAGUAUACCAUUGUUCUGUUUUGUUUUACUGAAACCCGCGGGCCAGAUUGGACCCCCUCACGCACCGAAUCCUGCCCGUGGGCCGUAUGUUUGACACGCCUGCUAUAUAGGGAGACAUGCAGAAAUGCAGAGACGGACAACAACAAAAACAAUGCUGGAAAACAAAAUGCCAGAUUCUUCUGCCCAUCCAUCGCAUCUGCUCAAUUCUGUAAGGCCCCCUCUGCUACUCUCGUCAAGUUUCAUUUUGUGUUUUGUAUAUACCGGUAUGUUGGUUACCAAUGAGCAAAGCUGUCUGACUUCAAUGUCCAAAACAGAGUAGGCGAUGACUGCUCUUCUGAGCCACUAACCCUUUGAUUUUCUGCGUUUCAGCAGGUAAUGUACACAGGCAUUCUACACAUUCUUCUGGGAGCACUUUUGAUUUAGCAAUAUCACCUCUUCAAUUGUAUUUCCUCUUAAAUGGUACAGCACAUCCACCAGGCCAAGAUUCCAAACAUGAUUUGAUAUAAGCGGUGUUUAGUAUAAUGUUGGGGAACAUCAUUUGUCACAUUUCAAGGAAUCUCAAUGGAUCACUUUUUUUGUAUAAGAUGACCCAAGAUCGCGUAAAAAAAGAGAAUUGGAUCAACUCCUAAUUUUCUGCUCAAAAAGAAAAUAGUAUCAUUGAUCACACAGACUAACAACUACAGCGAUGCUUGUUGAAUUGCAUUCAGUAUUUCAAUUGGUCAGCAAAACAGGCGUUAUGUAGCCGCUUCCCUUCUGGUAACCAAUCAGCCUUCUGUAUUCCUGAGUGACGUAUGAGAGUGAGGUUGGUAGUUUAGAAUGUGACCCUGGGUGACGUUGAAAUCAACCCUGACACUCUUCUAUAAAUGAAGCACGCUCCCAAGCUCCUCACAAUAGAUCCAAGUCGGGUAGAUAGUCAAGGCCUGAGUGAGUGACUGUUUGUCACUGGCUUUGGUUUGCACCAAUAAACAGUAAUGGUCCUUGUCGCCUGGCAGUGGGUCACAGCAGCAGACAUGCCAGAACUUCAUUCCCAGUUGGUGCAGUGAGCUGCAGUGGGCUCUUCUAAAGCCCUCAGAACCAUGUUUCUAUUUUCUCAGCUCAGACUGUUGGUGUCGCUGAAUGUUCCUCAACCUUUCUUGUUUGCUGAAAGUCUGUCUGGUCUUUAAAUGGCUCAAAGAUUCAUCAAGAGUGGAUGUUCUCAUUACAGAAUGUGUUUGUCACUGUUCCAGUAUGAUGACAUCUCUACAGUAUGUAACAUCCCAGUUAUAUUCCGUAACCUGUGACACCCCUGACCAUCUUCACCAGCCUGCCCACACUGGACUGCCUGCCCAACACAAUCUUCAGUCGUUUUCAAACUCCACCAUUUUCCACCUUAUUCCUUUUGGCAAAAUUUAAAUUGCACACGUGUAUGGCAGUAUUACAUAGUAAUCCAGGACACUACUAUGACUUCAGUUUGCCUGUUGCAAGGAAUCAUGGGAGUUUUUAGUUGCAACAGGUGGCCACAAAUGUCUUAAAAUGUGAAAGCUGUGAUUUAGGGCAAUUCUUUUGCAACUUUGCCCAAAAUAGGACCUCUUGCCCAACAAUUCCCAUCUGUAUUGCUAAAAGCUUAGGACCAUGCUUCAAGAGUAGGAAGUCGUUGUGUGCGUUUGAAGCCGUCGCUGUUAUCGAUAAAACGGGGUGCAACUAUGGAAAUGACUGACCUGCAGUCCUGCAUGUCUCCUGAGGAAAAUUGUAUGAAGCAAAAAUAAAUUUCUCCUUUCAAAUUCUGA